CGUUAGAUAUUCUUAAAUCAUUCAAAACUGAAGCAAGAAAUCACCAUGCACACGGAAUAACGCAAAUUGAAGGAAGGUGGUGCGACGAAAAACUUCAAAGACUGUCGACUUUGUCAUUAGAAUUAGUCAAUUGCCUUGGAGACGAAAACGCAUAUGAGUUAUUAUUGAGAAUUAAACUGGAGCUUAAUUCUGAACUCGAGGAACAAUGUGUUUCAUCAAUGAAAAGGAAAUAUGAAGAAAAUGAAGAUAAAUUUCAUGAAAAAAAGAAAAGGAUGGUAGAAAUAGAACUCGGAGAGUUGGUUGAUUUCGCUCUUGAUAUAGUAAAUAAACUUAAUUCAACAAAUGAAGGACAUCUAAGUCAAAUAGUGCGACUAGCUGUCGAUGAAGACAAGGUAUUUUUAAAGAUUUGGAAAUCUUUAGCAACCCGAAAGGACGAGAAUGAAAGGAUUCAAAAGUUUAUUUCUCUGAUGAAUGUCCUUUUUGAUAUGAAUUUAAAGACCAAGAGUGAAACAAUUUGAGAAUAUUAAAAAUUUGACUUUCCUUUUCCGAUAAUUAUCAGCAAGAGCUUUAAUUUGUUAGUACAACAGUUUAUAUUACUUAAUAAAGUAUUAUGCAUAACUUAUCGAAUAAUUAUAUAAGUAAAUCUUGAUCAUACAUAUUUGGUUAGGU
Messenger RNA from Rhizophagus irregularis DAOM 181602=DAOM 197198, 669 nucleotides. RefSeq lists its product as uncharacterized. The record is from RefSeq and is a predicted model, not a curated record. Lineage: Eukaryota; Fungi; Glomeromycota; Glomeromycetes; Glomerales; Glomeraceae.